UGCGUGAGCUAUCAGAUUCGUCAAAUCGUCGUUUGAAUCUUUGUUUACAAAAGCAGAUAAGUCGUUUUGAAAAUUUUGUCUUCAGUUGCUUCGUGUUGACCUGAGAGUGUUGACUAUACUUUAUUUAAUUGGAUGAUAAAUACAAAUUUGUGCUCCAGUUGUUUACGAGCUUUUACGAGUACCCGACCAUGUCAACACUUUUAGAAAUCUGCAUCGACUCCUUCCAGUCUGCUGUGGCUGCGAUUCUCGGGGGAGCUGAUCGUCUGGAACUAUGCACUGCCCUGAGUGAAGGCGGUUUAACGCCGUCCGUUGGAUUGCUUCGUGAGGUACGCGCUUUCGUCGAGCAAAAUAGCCAACAUCGGCAUGUACUACUGUACGCGAUGAUACGAUGCCGCAGGGGAAGUGAUUUCUGCUACAGUGGACCUGAGAUGCGGAUCAUGCUACACGACCUAGCAAUACUAGCGGAAAACAACGCCGAUGGGUUUGUGUUUGGAGCGCUUGAUGAAAAUGGAGAUGUACAUCGAGCGAACUGCGAGUUGAUAGUUGCAGAGGCGUUAAAACAUAAGAAGGCGAUAACAUUCCACAGGGCAUUCGAUUGCACUAAGCGAAGUAAGAUGCUGGCGAAUUUAAAACUGAUUGGAUCGAUGGGAUUCACAACACUAUUGAGCAGUGGAUUGGAAAGUACGGCCAUGACAGGAAUCGAAAAUUUGGUGGAAAUGACAAACUUCAUCGCAAAUAACAGUGAACUACAAAUAAGUAUUAUGCCCGGGUCAGGAGUGACGCCGGAUAAUGCACAGGAAAUAGUCCAACGAACAGGAUGCAAGGUGAUUCAUGCAUCUUCUCGGUCACAGAUAAAGUGCUCCAAAGAAGCUGUGCUUUCAAUGGGUGGGAAUACAGCUGACAGCGAAGGCUUACUUGUGUGUGAUGAGAUGAUUGUGAAGAGAAUCAAGAAACAAAUUCGUUAACUGAAGGCUAAAAAAACAUGAUACGCAAACUACCCCAAACUUUAAUAAAAUUUUACAAAUAAUUUA
Messenger RNA from Armigeres subalbatus, 1031 nucleotides. Its product is annotated as copper homeostasis protein cutC homolog. NCBI's taxonomy places the organism in Eukaryota, Metazoa, Arthropoda, Insecta, Diptera, Culicidae. Gene Ontology annotation, molecular function: copper ion binding. Bases 189 to 965 code for a protein of 258 amino acids. The transcript is spliced from 2 exons. The record is from RefSeq and is a predicted model, not a curated record.